AGGCAGUUUCUUUUUUGCCAGAGAACAGAGGCUCUCGGCUGGAGAAGCCACUGCCACUCCCAACUGAUCCCUUCUCUUCAUCAAAAAUAGACACCAAAAACUCUAAGAAAAGAAAUCCAACCCUUCCAACGGAAGAUGCAGAAGCCCUAUUGACACAAAGAUUCCAAGAAAUUUUCCCGAUUUGACUUUCUGGAGGAAACUUCAGUCUUGUUUUCAGGAAGCUGAAUGCGAAGUGGCCUGGCCGAGAUGUCCCAGCUGGCCUUUUUUGCCGUUCUUCUUUGCAUGACGCUGGUUCCCCUCCAGGCUCAGUUUGAUGAGGACUAUGACACAACCUUCAGUCUUCGCCCAACUGCCUGUCCAGAGAAGACCGACUGCCCCAUCAACGUGUACUUUAUCAUUGACACUUCGGAAAGCAUUGCCCUGCAGACUGUGCCGAUCCAGAGCCUGGUGGAUCAUAUGAAGCAGUUCAUCCAGGCCUUCAUCAGUAAACUGGAGACCGAGGUCUACCAGAACCAGGUCUCCAUCACAUGGAAUUUCUGGGGACUUCACUUCUCAGACGUGGUGCAGAUUUACAGCACCUUGACCAACAGCAAGGACGUGUACCUCACCAGGCUGAAUGCCAUCAACUACAUUGGUCGGGGCACGUUCACAGACUGCGCGAUCUCCAAAAUGACCGAGCAGAUCAUGAGCCAUGCAGUCCCUGCCGUAAAAUUCGCUGUGGUCAUCACCGACGGCCAUGUGACAGGCAGCCCCUGUGGCGGGAUGAAGAUGCAGGCUGAGAAGGCCCGGGAUGCAGGGAUCAAGCUCUUUGCAGUGGCCCCCAGCCAGAACAUCUUCGAGCCGGGUCUCCGGGAGAUCGCCAACCUCCCCCACGAGCUGUACCGCAAUAACUAUGCCACUACCAAGAGAGGUGCCAUCGAGGUGGACGAGGACACCAUCGACCGGAUUAUCCAAGUCAUGAAACACGAAGCCUAUGGAGAGUGCUACAAGAUGAGCUGUCUGGAGAUCACAGGCCCGCCUGGGCCCAAGGGCUACCGGGGGCAGAAGGGUGCGAAGGGGAACAUGGGUCAACCAGGAGGUCCUGGGCUAAAAGGGCGACAGGGUGACCCAGGUAUUGAAGGUCCCAUCGGAUACCCUGGUCCCAAGGGUAUUCCUGGUCUGAAAGGAGAGAAGGGCGAGUUUGGAGGCGACGGCAGGAAGGGGGCAGCUGGUUUGGCAGGAAGGAACGGCACCGACGGACAGAAGGGCAGGCUGGGACGGAUUGGAUCCCCUGGCUGUAAGGGAGACCCUGGGGACAAGGGCCCUGAUGGUUACCCAGGAGAUGCAGGAGACCAAGGAGAACCAGGAGACGAAGGCAUAAAGGGAGAUCCUGGCCGCCCUGGCCGCAGCGGACCCGUGGGAUCUCCAGGAGAAAAGGGAAACCGGGGACCUAAAGGCAACAACGGAGCCCCUGGGAGCCCUGGUGCCAAGGGAGGCAAAGGCAGCCCAGGACCUGCUGGACCCAAGGGAGAGCCGGGUCGUCGCGGGGACCCAGGGACAAAAGGCAGCCCGGGGAACGCUGGGACCAAGGGAGAGAAGGGAGACCCCGGCCCCGAAGGCCCCCGGGGCCUAGCAGGAGAAGUCGGCAGCAAAGGAGCAAGGGGCGAUCGAGGAGUGCUGGGGCCCCGAGGCCCGCAGGGUGCCGUGGGAGAGCCGGGCAGGCCUGGAUCUCGUGGGGACCCAGGCGACAUGGGCACAAGGGGCAACCCAGGGCCCCCAGGACCAAAGGGAGACCGAGGCAGACCUGGCUUCAGCUACCCUGGCCCCAGAGGACUUGGGGGCGACAAAGGCGAGAAGGGACCGCCUGGUCCAGAGGGUGCAAGGGGCGACUUUGGACCGAAAGGCGCUCCCGGGGUGAAAGGAGACACAGGGGAACCUGGUGACCCCGGCCCAUCCGGCGAGCCUGGCCCCAGAGGCAGCCCAGGCCCAAAGGGCUUCGAGGGUGAUCCGGGCCCACCCGGAGAUCCUGGCCUAACCGACUGCGAUGUGAUGACCUACGUGAGAGAAACCUGCGGCUGCUGCGACUGCGAGAAGCGCUGCGGUGCCCUGGACAUCGUGUUUGUCAUAGACAGCUCCGAAAGCAUCGGCUACACCAACUUCUCCCUGGAGAAGAACUUUGUCAUCAACGUGGUGAGCCGCCUGGGCUCCAUUGCCAAGGACCCCAAGUCAGAGACAGGUGCCCGGGUCGGGGUGGUGCAGUACAGCCACGAGGGGACAUUCGAGGCCAUCCAGCUCAACGACGAGCGCAUUAACUCCCUGUCCAACUUCAAGGAGGCGGUGAAGCGUCUGGAAUGGAUCGCCGGGGGCACCUGGACGCCCUCAGCCCUGCAGUUUGCCUACAACAAGCUCAUCAAGGAGAGUAGGCGAGAGAAAGCCCGUGUGUUUGCCGUGGUGGUGACAGACGGGCGCCACGAUCCGCGGGACGACGACAACAACCUCCAGGCCUUCUGCCAGGGAGAUGUGAUCGUCAACGCCAUCGGCAUCGGCGACAUGUUCAACCAGCCAGACCAGGACGAGACCCUGCGCUCCAUUGCGUGCAACGAGCAGCAGCGCGUCCAGAAAAUGAGGCUCUUCUCGGAGCUGGUGGCUGAGGAAUUCAUUGACAACAUGGAGGACGUCCUCUGCCCAGAUCCACAGAUCGUCUGCCCAGAACUGCCCUGCCAAACAGAUGACAGGAACCCUGGGAAUGCAAACCCACUUAUUUUCCGCCCCAUGGAAGAGGAGGUCAAGAUACCUUUCCCCUACACCAAAGAGUCAAUCGCCCAGUUCCUAAACUCUACGCGGGAAAUCCAGGACCCCAGCACGUACAGCCAGCUGGUGGCCACUUUGGCCUAUACCGCCGAGAACGCCAAGUUUGCCACUGGACAUGAGCGGCAGGAGUGGAUGGACCUGUUCAUUGACACUUUUAAAAUAGUGCACAGUGAAAUCGUGGGGGAUCCAGAAACCGUGCUGGGGCUCUGCUGAGCUUUGCACUAGGGACAGUGUACAGGACUGGCAGCUGAGUGGAGCAGGAGCUCUUGGGAAAAGCAAUGUUCCCUGUAAACAGCGCCUCUUGAGAAUUCCCAGGAGGGGCUGGGUACCAUGGUGGACGCGUUGAGCUUAGGAGGAGCCCAGAGAGUCUCGGUGGCUCCCAGCCAGUGAUUUGAUGGCAGGGGCGGUUCUCUCAGCACAGUGCAUCUUCCCAGACACCAGGAGAGAUGCUCCUGCUUCACUCACUGUCUCUGCAGCACUUUUUAAGGGAACAUUGGGUGCUGGCAGAGGAGCUGUCCUGUCCCGAAGAGACACUCCUAUUCUGUCCUUCUAAACACGCCAAGCCCACAAUGACAGGCUAGCUUGUCAAAUAGCCCUCGUGGGCCCUCCCAGCCCUCAGUCCCACCUGGGCUCCAUGGCCGAAUCAGGGAGGUUGCUUGCCGAUGUGUACCUGAGGGCCAGAGCAAGCCCUGUCUCAGCGAUGGGUGUAGGGAUGUGUGCUAACAUGUGUCUGUUUUCCUACGUAGCUUUUGUUCUGAUUGUCCUCGAAUUUUCUCCUGUGUUCUCUUUUUGUGUUUAACUAACCGGGCUUUCCUUGGGUUAUGCCAGCCCCCAGAGAGGCCAGGCUCCCAACUGAGAAGCCCCACCACGCUACCCCCUUUGCUAUAAUCACAAUGUUUAAUCACUCAACUUGCGCUGUAACCUGUGCUAUUAAAGAAAAGAGAGCCGUGCGAGCGGUUCGGGGUGGGCCCCCUUUGUGUCUCCCUUGGGCUUUGCUGGAAACUGCCCCGGUCUCAACAUGUGCCCUGUGUCUUUGUCUGAGUGUCAUUCUGCCUGCAUGUCGUAUGCAUACUGGACUUGCUCUUCUCACUGUCCUAGAAGCCACAUGCCUACUCCUAGGCAGGAAAAUCCAGCACAUGUCAGAACAAGGAGCUAAAAGCUAUUCCCCAGUGAUUGCGCCGUUCUGAAAUACCAUAAUGUACCCUACAUGUGCGAGACACUAGGUGUAAACAUGCUGUUGUUCUGGGCAUGGAAAGUUCCUAACCAGCUGUGUACACGAUUCAGAGAGGUUACAGUCCCAUCGUGUGAGCCCUGGUCAUUAUAACCUGCUCCAAGGGACCACAUGGGGAGAGUUUCAAAGGCACCUAACUCCCAUUGACUUUGAAAGAGAGUUGGGCACCAUGCUGCUAUCUGUGCUUUCAAAACUCUCCCCCAUAGCUACAGAAGAGCAGACCAAAGAGUACGGGGCACAAAUAUUAGGUUCCAGUGGGUGAAUUCUGCUAGCCCCCUGGCAUGGAGGUAGCUUCAUUGCAAUGACUUCAGCUAUCUUGUGCAUUUCAUUAGUUAACAUGCAGAUGAAAAUACCCGGAACUGGACUGAGCAUCCCAUCGUGCAGUGAUGUUUGGGCUAUAAUGCCAUCUGCUUUCAAGGGCCUGCAGCGGGUACAUUUGCCAGAGCACUAGAUGGGGCCAGGGUGGGAAGGAGGAGCUGGAACUGGGAGUCUGCAAACCUCAGAAAUGUUUUGUGACUCUGCACCCCAAAUCCUGGCUAGGUGCGAGAGCUUCACCAGAACGAGCCAGAGCUCUGGGGCUUGCGAAACCAGGCUGAGCAUUGCAUGGCAAUAGGCAUGCUCAGCUGGGAUCUGCCAUUUUCUGCUUUGGGUGGGGCAGAUGCCCCUCUUGCUCUGCAGCCGGACCCUUUUGCUGCCAGCCUGCCCCGUGGGAGGGAGCUUGGAGAAUUCCAGCGCUGGCAAAUAUCGAGAAAAGGGCUGACAACGCUUGGCCAGGCUUUUGAAUGGCUUGGCUUGGCUUGAGCUUUGGGCAAAGGAUUGGGAGCAGGGCGAGGUCCUACCAAUGGUGACUCCAUUUAUCCGUCUCUGGAUGUAAUCAGCGUAGGUAAGGUGGGGUGAAGUGAACAACCCCCCCACACACCAUUACCAUUUUGGUGUGUGACACUAAAGAGAGCCGUGGCUUUAGCUUGCUGGGGGGCGGCUGAGAAGCGCUAAACUCAGAGCAUUGUUGCUGCUUUGACCUGAGCCAAAGACACACAACUGUUGGCCCAGGAAGAAUCCCGGCUGGUUUCUGCGGGGCUGCCUGCGGCCUGGCGUGUUUUGCUGAACCGGCUCCUAAGUCAAUACUGCUUAGUUUGUUUUAGCAGGUGAGUUUAUCCCUCCUCCCCCUCAGGCUGCGGCUAGUUGUUUGGUUUCCUGGGCGGAGCUCGCCCAGAAAGGGAACACGACAAAUCAGCAGAAAUCUAAGUCCCCAGAAGACAGGAACAGUAUCUCCGAGGGCAGCCUCAGGAUCUCUGUGCAGUUCUGAGCCCGUGCGUGGAGAACCUGCCCCUGGCAAGUCCCUAACAGCCCCCAGGCAGGCUCUGACGCAGAAUCCACGUCUUUCCCUCUGCC
Molecule: messenger RNA, 5413 nt
Organism: Caretta caretta (loggerhead turtle)
Lineage: Eukaryota; Metazoa; Chordata; Testudines; Cheloniidae
Gene: COL6A2
Product: collagen type VI alpha 2 chain
Molecular function (GO): extracellular matrix structural constituent conferring tensile strength
Source: RefSeq, a predicted model, not a curated record